Vespula pensylvanica (western yellowjacket) is the source of this 1146-nucleotide messenger RNA. RefSeq lists its product as uncharacterized. The record is from RefSeq and is a predicted model, not a curated record. Bases 69 to 920 code for a protein of 283 amino acids. NCBI's taxonomy places the organism in Eukaryota, Metazoa, Arthropoda, Insecta, Hymenoptera, Vespidae. The transcript is spliced from 2 exons.
ACAACGAUUGUUCCUCGAGUCGUAACACAUGUUGCUCUCCAAAGAAAUGUAAUAAAAGUUUCAGUUGCAUGAACGAUAAGGACGAAGACUGUAUCGAUUCAGUCCAAAGUCGGCAAGAUUCUUGUUGCAAACCUAAGAAGAAAGAUUGUUGCAAUCGUAGCUGUAACAGAUCAAAAAGUUGUGGUAACAGACGUUAUCACUCUGGAACGAAAUCUCGUAGGACAAAAUCUUACGUGUCCAUUCCAAUAUUCGACGUCAGUGUGGUCGUAUUAAGACCCUAUCAAAACGAUCCCGUCCUACGGUUCUACAGCACUUGCGAAAAUGAUUGGAAGCCACCAUCGUUAUGUAAAAAGGAUAAACAGGAAAAAUGUAAGCCGAAGUGCAAAAAACCAGAACCCCCCAAUUGUUUAAAUGCCAAGAAAAGUAAUUGUGACAAGCUGCUAGAAAGUGUAUCUCUAUCAAAGAAUUCUUGUGACAAACCAAAGAAGGAUCCGUGUACUGUUAAGAAAACCGAUGACACAUGUUGCCAACCAAAAACUUGUGAUCAAAAAGAUACUCUUCAAGCCAGGUGGGACAGGGAAUUACAGGAAAUAAAGAAAUGCAAGAAUAUCGGUAAGAAAGAUUCGUGUAAGAAGACGUGCGACGAAAAUAAAUGUAAUAAGUUCGAAUCGAUCGAUUUAUCGGACGAUUUCGAUCUUCGAUGUCCCUCUUUCCAACUCAGCAAGUCGUUUAUACCGUUUUGCCUGGGAACAAGCGACUCGUCUCUGUUGAACUUUGGGAUAAAAUCUAAUAACAUACCCAACCGAUCGUUCUCUAUGACAAAAAUUACAAAAGAUAUUUAUAGAGACGAGUUGCCAAUCCUCGUUGAGACUGAAUUGCCUGAAAAAGAAUGGGUCGACGAAGAGUCAUCUUCCGAAUAACGAUAAUUUAUUUCGAUUACUAAUUUGUUAAUCCGAAAAACAUCUAUAAUAUGUUUAAAGAAAAAGAUAACGCGAGGGAAAUGCUAACCGUGAAACUCGGUACAUCCCAUGUCCUUAUAUGUCGGUGCAUUGUCCUUUAAUAUAAUACAGAAUCGAAUAUUGAUUUAUAGAAACUUUUCAAACAAUAUAAUUCCUCAUUAAAAUAUCCGUUCAUUCCUAUUCCCAU